This is a messenger RNA of Beta vulgaris subsp. vulgaris (sugar beet), 4079 nucleotides long. Its product is annotated as protease Do-like 7. Lineage: Eukaryota; Viridiplantae; Streptophyta; Magnoliopsida; Caryophyllales; Amaranthaceae. Gene Ontology annotation, biological process: proteolysis. Gene Ontology annotation, molecular function: protein binding; serine-type endopeptidase activity. The record is from RefSeq and is a predicted model, not a curated record. Bases 254 to 3592 code for a protein of 1112 amino acids. The transcript has 24 exons.
GCCGAGACCGAGAUAUUCGCCGUUAAACAAAAAACAUUGGUCUAAUUUCCGUCCAACCCCUCAAAACUUCAAACUAUAUAAACAAACAAAUUUCCAUCUUCCCCCAAUUUAACAAAAUUAUCAUUUCAACACUCACACACAGACACACUCUUCAUCAUCUUCACUUUCUCUCUCCUCUAAAACCCUAAUUCUUCGUCGAUCGAUCAAUAAAUCAAUCAAACAAUCAAACUCAAACUUCAAAUUCAUCGAAAAAAUGGGAGAUCAACUGGAAAGAUUAGGAUCAGAAGGAAUUUCAGCAGGAUUAGAAUCAUCAAUGAAAGAAGAACUUUGCAUGGAAAUUGAUCCUCCAUUUAGCGAAAAUAGCGCAACUGCUGAAGACUGGAGGAAAGCAUUGAAUAAAGUUGUACCUGCUGUUGUUGUUCUUCGAACUACUGCUUGUCGUGCUUUUGACACUGAAUCUGCUGGUGCUAGUUACGCUACUGGUUUCGUCGUUGAUAAGCGUCGCGGAAUUAUUCUUACUAAUCGUCAUGUUGUUAAGCCUGGGCCAGUGGUUGCGGAAGCUAUGUUCUUGAAUCGAGAAGAGAUUCCUGUUUAUCCAAUAUAUAGAGAUCCAGUGCAUGAUUUUGGAUUUUUUCGGUAUGACCCUCAACAGAUCCGAUUUUUGAGCUAUGAAGAGAUACCUCUUGCACCUGAGGCUGCUUGUGUGGGGCUUGAAAUCAGGGUUGUUGGUAAUGAUAGUGGAGAAAAGGUAUCUAUUUUGGCUGGCACUCUUGCACGUCUUGAUAGAGAUGCUCCCCACUACAAAAAGGAUGGGUACAAUGAUUUUAACACAUUUUACAUGCAAGCUGCUUCAGGGACUAAGGGUGGUUCUAGUGGUUCCCCUGUUAUAGAUUGGCAAGGAAGGGCAGUUGCGUUGAAUGCUGGGAGCAAGUCAUCCAGUGCUUCAGCUUUUUUCUUACCCUUAGAACGUGUUGUCUGGGCACUAAGAUACCUCCAGAAUGCUAGAGAUUUGUCUUUAGAUAAUUGGCCUUCUGUUACCAUCCCCCGUGGUACGCUUCAGGUGACAUUUGUCCACAAAGGUUUUGAUGAGACAUUCCGACUUGGUCUUCAAAGAGAUACUGAACUGAUGGUACGACAUGCAUCCCCAGCAGGAGAAACUGGAAUGCUCGUCGUUGAUUCAGUGGUGCCAGGUGGGCCAGCUCAUAAACAUUUGGAAACUGGUGAUGUGCUUGUCCGUAUCAAUGGUGAAGUUAUGACUCAGUUCCUCAAACUUGAGACUUUGUUAGAUGUCAGUGUAAGCCAGAAAAUCGAAUUGGAAAUAGAAAGAGGUGGCACUCCUAUGACAGUCAACCUGAUGGUUCAAGAUCUGCACUCAGUUACCCCUGACCACUUUCUUGAACUAAGUGGUGGUGUGAUUCAUCCUUUGUCCUAUCAGCAGGCUCGAAAUUUCCGGUUUACCUGUGGGCUUGUUUAUGUAGCAGAGCCUGGAUACAUGCUGUUUAGAGCCGGAGUGCCUCGCCAUGCCGUUAUAAAAAAGUUUGCUGGACAGGAGAUAUCAUGUCUUGAGGAGCUGAUCUCAGUCCUCUCUAAGUUAUCCAGGGGUAAACGUGUGCCACUGGAAUAUGUAACUUACUCGGACCGGCACCGUAGAAAGUCUGUCUUGGUUACUGUUGAUCGGCAUGAGUGGUAUGCCUUUCCGCGAAUAUAUACACGGAAUGACAGUACUGGUUUAUGGAUAGUGAAGCCUGCUUUACCGUCAGAAUCUCCAUUGCUAUCAUUUGGUAUCAAUCAUGUCAAUGGUGGCUCUAGCAAUGAAGCAGUGUCAUCCACCAACAGGGGGGCUUGUUUGAUGGACUGUACACAUCAAGAGAAUCAGCAAAAGCUGGUUGAUGGUGUUGCUAUGAUGGAGACUAAGAAUGAUCACACCGCUGAAGAUGCUAACUUUCCGGAUGAAUCUGAUGUAGGGAGCAAGAAGCGAAAGGUAGAAGAAUGUUCUUCUGCUGAUGGCAUUGCUACUACCGAUGGUUCGUUGUAUGAACCUAUAGGAGACACUGGAAUUUCUGAAAAUACUAUCCCUAAUAGGGAUUGCCAAGGUCCAACUGAUGUAGCCAAUGCUUCAGUUGCUGAACGUGUUAUAGAGCCAACUCUUGUUAUGUUUGAGGUUCAUGUGCCACCGUCCUGUAUGCUUGAUGGGGUACAUUCUCAACAUUUCUUUGGAACAGGCGUCAUUAUUCAUCAUUCACAGAACAUGGGAUUGGUUGUGGUUGACAAGAACACAGUUGCAAUAUCUGCAUCUGAUAUUAUGUUAUCCUUUGCCGCGUUCCCUAUUGAAAUUCCAGGGGAGGUAGUUUUUCUGCAUCCUGUACAUAAUUAUGCUCUCAUUGCAUAUGACCCUUCUGCUCUUGGUGCUGCUGGUGCGGCAGUAGUUCGUGCUGCUGAGCUACUUCCAGAGCCUGCUGUGCGUCGAGGCGAUGCUGUAUAUCUUGUUGGGUUGAGCAGAAGUCUUCAGGCUACUUCACGGAAAUCUAUUGUCACCAACCCAUGUGCUGCAUUAAAUAUUGGAUCAGCUGAUUGUCCUCGAUAUAGAGCCAUUAAUAUGGAAGUAAUUGAGCUUGACACAGACUUUGGCAGUACAUUCUCUGGUGUCUUGACUGAUGAUCAUGGUAGGGUACGAGCAAUAUGGGGGAGCUUUUCAACUCAGCUGAAAUAUGGCUGCAGUUCAUCAGAAGACCAUCAAUUUGUCAGAGGUAUACCAAUUUAUACCAUCAGUCAAGUCCUUGACAAAAUCUUGUCUGGUGCAAAUGGUCCACCGCUUCUUAUAAAUGGCAUUAAAAGGCCCAUGCCACUUGUCAGAAUACUGGAGGUGGAAUUCUAUCCUACCUUGCUAUCGAAGGCGAGAAGUUUUGGCCUUAGCGAUGAUUGGAUCCAAGCUCUUGUUAAGAAAGACCCUCUAAGGCGUCAAGUAUUGCGUGUCAAAGGUUGUUUGGCUGGAUCAAGAGCUGAAAACAUUUUGGAACAAGGUGACAUGAUUUUGGCAAUCAAUAAAGAGCCUGUGACUUGCUUUCGUGACAUAGAAAAUGCCUGUCAAGAUCUAGACAAGUAUGAUGAAAGUGAUGGGAUGCUUAAGAUGACUAUCUUUCGCCAGGGACGUGAAAUGGAAGCAGAAUUAGGAACUGAUGUUAGAGAUGGUAUUGGUACAGUUCGUGUUGUAAAUUGGUGUGGGUGCAUAGUCCAGGACCCUCAUCCAGCAGUAAGAGCUCUUGGAUUUCUUCCAGAAGAAGGCCAUGGUGUUUAUGUUGCGAGGUGGUGUCAUGGAAGUCCAGCACACAGAUAUGGUUUGUAUGCUCUGCAAUGGAUAGUUGAAGUGAAUGGAAAACCUACUCCUGAUCUGGAUACUUUUGUUAGUUUGACAAAGGAACUAGAGCAUGGAGAUUAUGCACGUGUGAGGACAGUCCACUUGAACGGGAAGCCCCGAGUAUUAACAUUGAAGCAGGAUUUGCAUUACUGGCCAACUUGGGAGGUAAGGUUUGAUCCGAAUACCUCACUGUGGCGUAGGAACACAAUUAAGGCGUUGGAUACCAUUGUUGCAUGAAUGGUUCCAUCUACUGGCAAGCUCCAUUGAUAAGUAAAUUCCCGAGAAUGAGAAAUGAACUCGAGAAAUUUGUGAAAUUAUUUGGCUCUGCCCUCAGAUGGUACAUGCCUCAUUGAACAUUGUUUUAGAGCUGCUUCAAGAUGAUUCGGUUGAACAGUUCUGAGAUUAAUCAUGCAGUUCAAUUGUUUCUCAUGGUCGAGGCCCCGAGGGGAGAAAGGUUGCUUUCAAAAUAUUAAUCUUGAUCUCUGUAUGUUGUGAUAGAGAUUGGAGGCAGCGUCCAUCCAUUUAAAAAGAAGGGAAAUAAUUUUGUAGAUGUUGUAAUUGUAAUCUCAUUCAAGGAUUACGUUAAUAUCGUGGUUUAUCUAGGGAUUUCUACUAUUUCUAUAGUUAAACUUUAUGUAUGGCGUUACGAAGUCUUCUUAUUUGGUCAACUUGGGGGGUAUUUUUCUCUUUUGCUUUGAAGUAAUAGUUCACUUUAUAUCCAUCA